AUGACGAACGAUGACGCGCAGAGGGCUCUUCAAGCGACGAUCAGGGCCGUACCGCCAUCGAGCCAAGAGAAGCCCGCGCUGCUCGAUGUCGAACUGACGGCGUUUGACGCGGUCCAUGUGGUCUCAGUCGAGCUGACGGUCGAUGGCGUGCCUCAAGAGCGCCUCAGACCUCUUCAGAAGACGCAUCCGAGCGAUCUGAGUGACGGCGACGUGCUCGGACUAUGCUAUCUUCUCGAUGUUGGCCCGACGACGAUAUUCGAGAUGGACGAGCUCGCGGAGCAGCCCAAGCAAAGCGAACCUUUGCUCUCUGGUGUCGGGAUGACCAGGUCACUCAGUCGGCUGUCUGCCAUAAGCCAACAUCGUCCGACCGAACGGCUAUAUACCGUGCGGCUGAGCAUCAAAUGGAGACGAAAAUCGGAGGAACAACCCAAAAGCGGCGACUGGGUCUGGCGCAUACCUGCGCCCGAGCGACCAGAUGCACCAGACAAAGACCUCAUCCUGACCGUAUCGCUCGUACCUCUGGCAGAUUCGGUCGAGAUGGAUGAGCAAGUCAGUCUGCCAAUUCCGGAACACAUUGGGCUACUCGACAUCUUUCUCAUCGAGCUCUUUGUCGUCAACCGCACGCAACACACCUGCGAUCUCAUAUUCGACUUUACAGAGCCGGUCGGCGAUGCUCAAGAAUCAGAUGAGAGCGAUACCACGGCUAUCGUGCCACUGGAGAAUCGGGUCAAGCUUGGCCCUCUUGCGCCUGGAACGUGCCAGUCUGUGCCAGGACCGAACAAUGCGGGCGACAGUGCUUCUGUCCAGGUGGAAACGCACCACGAGGAUAUGAUCCACGAUGCGCAGCUCGACUUCCAUGGCAAGCGGCUAGCGACUGCUUCUAGCGACCGCACAGUCAAAGUCUUUGACGUCACGCCCAACGGCCAGUACGCACUCGUCGACACGCUCAGAGGGCACGACGGGCCGGUAUGGCAGAUUGCAUGGGCACACCCCAAGUUUGGCGGCAUCCUUGCCUCUGCUUCGUAUGACGGCAAAGUGUUUGUCUGGCGAGAAUCACCGGCACCGUCACAACCGGCUCAGUCUGCGCAAGGCUAUGGCUAUCAAGCCGGACCAUACGGUCAUCAGGCGCAAGCCGGUCUCGGAAGUUGGUCAAAGAUCAAGGAGCACACGCUGCAUAAUGCCUCGGUCAACUCGAUCAGCUGGGCACCGCACGAGCUCGGACCGAUACUCGCUUGCGCUUCGAGCGAUGGUAAAGUCAGCGUGCUCACGUUCAACAACGAUGGGACAUGGGACGCGUCGCUCUUUGUCGCCCAUCUGAUAGGCUGCAAUGCUGUCUCUUGGGCACCUGCUACUAUGCCUGGCUCGCUCAUCCAGCCCCAAUCCGCCGCGCUCGCACCGCAAGCGCAGAACGGUCAGGCUGGGCCAGGCGGGGUGAGCAGCGUUCGUCGAUUCGCAAGCGGCGGAUGUGACGGCUUUGUCAAGAUCUGGGGAUGGAGAGACGACACAAAGACUUGGGCAGAAGAAGAAGUUUUAGAAGGACACACAGAUUGGGUUCGCGAUGUCGCAUGGGCACCCAAUAUCGGGAUGCCGAAAAGCUAUCUCGCCAGCGCAGGACAGGACAAGCAAGUCUUUAUCCAUAUUCAAGACCGACCCGGUGCGCCAUGGACGCGAACGCAGCUCGAUCCUAGCACAGCGGCUGGCGCGACAUCCACGAUACCCGGUCAAUUUGCAGAUGUGGUCUGGAGAGUCAGCUGGAGCAUAGCCGGACAGGUCCUGGCAGUGUCGGGCGGGGAUGGCGUGGUCACGCUCUGGAAGGAGAGUCUCAAAGGCUCAUGGGAGUGUGUCAGUGAUGUCAAAGCAUGA
Molecule: messenger RNA, 1863 nt
Organism: Mixia osmundae IAM 14324
Lineage: Eukaryota; Fungi; Basidiomycota; Mixiomycetes; Mixiales; Mixiaceae
Exons: 9
Coding region: 1-1863 (620 amino acids)
Biological process (GO): protein import into nucleus; positive regulation of TOR signaling; COPII-coated vesicle budding
Cellular component (GO): COPII vesicle coat; nuclear pore outer ring
Molecular function (GO): structural molecule activity; protein binding
Source: RefSeq, a predicted model, not a curated record